This is a messenger RNA of Gambusia affinis (western mosquitofish), 1389 nucleotides long. RefSeq names its product T-cell immunoreceptor with Ig and ITIM domains-like. Gene Ontology annotation, biological process: homophilic cell-cell adhesion; heterophilic cell-cell adhesion. The record is from RefSeq and is a predicted model, not a curated record. NCBI's taxonomy places the organism in Eukaryota, Metazoa, Chordata, Actinopteri, Cyprinodontiformes, Poeciliidae. The coding region runs from base 50 to 814 and encodes 254 amino acids. The transcript has 7 exons. Gene Ontology annotation, cellular component: adherens junction.
CAGUUCUUGCAUCACUCCUGGCUCCGCUCCACGGACAAACGUCGCCGCAAUGAGAACCUGCAACAUACUUCUUCUUGUAAAUCUAAUUUCCAUCACAUCAUUUCCAGAUCUUCAGGCAGAAACACGCCAAGUGACUGGAUAUGUUGGCAAAGAGGUCAUUUUGAAAUGCCAGUUAGCCCGAGGGUCAGAAAACAUUACUCAGGUUCAGUGGCAAUUUCAGUCCACGGUUAUUCUUGUUUUCAACACCCAGUAUGGAAUGAGUUUAAAAGAUUCUCAACUAAUGGAAAGAUUGGAUCUUACAGAACAAUCACUGAAAAUUAGAGAUGUGAAAAUCACAGAUUCAGGGACUUAUACCUGCACUGUAACCACGUAUAUCAGAGGAUCACUUGAAGAAACCAUCAAACUUGUUGUUGUUACUGGUGAGCCUGCCCCAGAACAAAACCAGCAGACACAGAUGUCUGCAGGGAUACUUUGUGCGAUCAUCAUCUCUGCUGUGCUGCUUUUAGGGAUCCUGACGGCUGCAGCUUAUCUCACCUUUGUCAGAAGACAUAAAGCGGCUCGCAGACUUGAAGUCCACAUAGACACAUCAAGUCGUGUAGCGAGUGUGAACAGACCAUCUUAUAUCUAUAAGGACCCAGUGAGCACAGAGGAAGUGCUGUUGCAGGAAGUGCUGUAUGCUGAUGUGAAGCCAAAACGAACCAGAAAUCCAGGAUCUUCACUGAAUAAAAUACCAAGAGCAACUACAAAAGCUGAGGAAGUCACGUAUGCAGAGGUCAAGGUUCAUCAUCAGAGGCCCAACUUAGAAACAGUUUAGUGUUUGAAUGUUGUACUGAAUAGAUUUGCUGCAACAGUACUGGUUUUAUGACAAAAAUAAAAUCCUCUCCAGCUCUGUGGUCGUUCUGCACACGCUUUUGGCAAACUCAAUACAACUUCCAGCUAAAUGAUAAUAUCAGCAUAAUAUCAGCAUGUCUAUAACUUGUGAUUGCUGCUUGCCAAAAUGUUUUCCAGUUUUCAAUUGUUUUCAUUUAUGAUUUUUUUGAACUGGGCAGUCGACCUUGUGUUUAUGUGAGCUUGUGAAAUAGUAUAUAAUUAUCACAUGUGUGUAGUUUUUGUAUCAUAUCUAACAAAACUGUUCAUAUCCCUUAUUAUUUUCAACAUUUUUCACACCAAAUCAAAUGUCACAUUUUGUGCAACAAAAGUAAACAUCACUUUGAAGUGGAAUUAAAAUAACAGUGAUUUUUCACCAAACAAAAACUUGUCUUAAAAACUAUAUUCUGCCCCUUUUACUCUAGUGGCCUUGAAUAAAAUCCAAUGAAAACAAUCUUCCUCACAAGUUUCUCAAUCAGUAAAUUGACCAGGAUAAUUAAACCUUUAUUUAAUUAUAAACUC